This is a messenger RNA of Ambispora leptoticha, 2998 nucleotides long. NCBI's taxonomy places the organism in Eukaryota, Fungi, Glomeromycota, Glomeromycetes, Archaeosporales, Ambisporaceae. The record is from the annotation of a GenBank genome assembly.
AUGUCCUUUAAAACUUGCAAUGUUAGCAAUAUGUCCUUGGCCAGAUAUUUGGCCUUGGUGCGGAACACCUGGCUGUAAUACUAUACACGCCUUUUUCAGAAUUUCUCCCACGCGUCCUGCUUACACUUAUGAUGACCAAUAUGAAGGAAUACUUUUAAAGACAGAAGGAAACGAAUCGGGGGAUUCUGAAGAAAAAUUGGAACCCAUAGUUCCUAAUUCAAAUCAUCAGCUAAAACAGGACAAAAUAAUACAGGAAUCUCAAAAACAUUUACCUAAUAUCAAAGCGAAAGAAAUUGAAUGCCAAUCCAAUAAUCAUAAAUCUACUCAAACUCCUGAGAAUUUGUUGCAACUAGAAACUUCUAAAACAAAUCCUCAAGUUCAUCCAAAAUUAUCGCAAUCAGAUACUUCUACAGCAAAUUACGAAAGAAAUGUCAAGGAGAAUAAUAAAGCCGCAAAAGUUUCUCCCAAAGUAUCGCAGUCAGAAACACUUAAAGCAAACCAUAAAGUUAUCCGUAAAUCCACACAAGGUCCUCCAAAGAUAUCACAACCUAAAAUUUUUGCAUUAAAAUACGAAAAUGAUGUCAAGAAAAAUUUAGGUUCCCAAAAAAUACAAAUCGAACAUAAUAAUAAAAGAAAUGAUGAAACAACAAAAGCUUCAAAAGAUACAAACAUAAUCGAAAACGAAAAAGAAAAUUUCUCUAUGAUUAUUUUAGACGACAUCACCGAAAAUGAUACUAUAUUACAUGAGCAUGAUUCACGUCUGAUCACACAGAGAACUACAUUCCCCGCUUUGGACAACAUCUUUGCGCGGAAACGUAUUAUGCCUCUUAAAUCAUUUGUCAAUAAAGAAGUACAGGCUGGAACGGGAUUAUUUGAAACGUAUAAUCUCGCUUGUCAAACAAGCUUUUCGGGAUAUGUUUCAAAUGGUGUUAUUAAUCCGAAUUCGCAUACUGGAGAUGAAUUUGUAUCUGAAGCAAACAAUGAGAUGCAAACUGAAAAGCAAAUGAAAAUUAUCGCCGAGUCUAACGUCCAGGUAGCAACUGUUACAAAUAAUAGUAUUGGUGAAACGCUAAGUUUGGCAAAUAAGGAUCAGAUUAAGGAAGACUCAAUUGCAAAACCACAAGUAAUAUCCAACACUAUCACCGAACUUCACGAAGCAAAUGAAGUUGGACUUGAUGAUUAUUUUAAAGAGUCUGAUGCAGAUAUCGGAAGCGAGGGUAGUAUCGAAGACGAUGAUGAAAAUUUGAUUGAAAGUCAAAACGAAAAUAAUGAGGUCAUGGAAGACGAGUUUUUAAAUUAUCAAUUAAAUCGAGGACCAAUUGUCGAAAAUUCGUUAUGCUCAAUUCCGCCCACUAGAAACUUGGAAAAUGAUUCUUUUGAAACGCAGAAAAGCAGCGAAGCUAUCGAAAAUGAAUCAAUGGUUUCAAAACAUCAAAUUAUUGAAGAUGCACAAACAGAUAUAAAUGCUAAGAGAACUACCAUGGUUACUUUUGCACCAACUAUUAACUAUACAUCGGAAAAUGAUAGUGUACUUGGUGAUAACUCUGAACAAUUGAACGAAGCAAAUCUUUCUCGGAGUGAAAAUAAUGAAGAUUCUAUUCAUCUUACGGAAAAAUGGAUAACUGCCGCUUUAUGUAAACAAUAUCCUAAUCCAAAGGAUUGGGAAUAUAUUGUUGAUUGCGACUUAAGUGGAAAAGAACUUGAAUCGGUUUAUUUUUUGGACAAUUUCAUGCCAAGGUUGGAAAAAAUAUCAUUAAACAAUAAUAAUUUAGAAUAUCUACAUGGGUUGCCAUCGGUUCUGACUACCUUAAAAGUUGCAUCCAACAAAUUAACAGGCAUGACAGAUUUCAGACAUUUACCCAAUUUACAAUAUUUGGACAUUUCAGAUAAUUUAAUUGAAGAUCUGAAUGGGUUAGGAAAUCUUCGAGAGCUAGUAGCACGCGAUAAUUUCAUUGAGAGUUUUAGUGGCGUGUUUUGCUUAAAAUCCCUCCAAAGGUUGAUCCUGAAAAGAAACAAAUUUACUGAAGUCGAUUUCACAACGUGUAAUUUACAUCUUUUGGAGAAUUUGGAUCUAUCCGAAAAUGAUAUCGAAAAAAUUAACGGACUUGGUUCAUUGAAAGCGCUCAAAUGUUUGGAUUUAGAACGUAACAACAUACGAGUCUUCAAUCCAUCUCAAAUAAUGAACACGCUUGCAUGUCUAAAACUCGGACAAAAUAAAUUAAUUGAACUGAAUGUUAAGCGAACGCCUAAUCUUCGAGUCCUCGUUUUGGACCAUAACGAACUGAAAGAAAUAAAGAAUUCAGAGAUGCUCACGAGAAUCGCGACCUUCUCAAUACGAAAUCAAAAAAACGAUAAUAAAGUUAAUCUUAACUUUAAGCAUUUACGAGGAGUCGAAAAAUUAUAUCUAACUGGGAAUCCGCUUACGAAAUUAGAAACGAUGACCGAAUUCUUUAAGCUUGAUCUCAUCGAACUCUCCAACGUUGGAUUAAAAGAACUACCUGAAAAGUUUUAUGAGAUAUGUCCAGGAGUUUCCUAUAUAAAUCUUAAUUAUAAUCACCUCAUAGAUAUUCGUCCUCUUCGAAGAUUAACACGCUUGAAGGAACUGACAGUAAUUUGCAAUGAAUUAAGCGGCCAUGAAAUACUUGAAGUUAUCAAACGAUUGUCAACGUUGAAGUAUUGUGAUUUAAGAUGCAAUCCAAUCACCAUGAAAUUCUACCCAUCUCUUGAAUCCCUGCUCAUCGCGUACGAAUCAAAAAAACAUAUAUGGGAUAUAACACAAAAUAAAAAAGAUCAAAAGGAAUGGGAUCUUCGUGACGAAGAAUUCCUAAAAAAUAUAUCAGACGAUAUAUAUGUGAAGAGAAGUUAUUAUCGAUUUUCUAUAAUUCGUCGGUGUCCGAAUAUGGUAUGCUUGGAUGGUUUGAAAGUUGAAGAGAGUGCAAGGAUCGAAGGUGAAAAAUGGUAUCGACAAUUGCCCGUUGGCAUUCAAUAUAUGAUCUAG